Phanerochaete carnosa HHB-10118-sp is the source of this 813-nucleotide messenger RNA. RefSeq lists its product as uncharacterized. The transcript is spliced from 4 exons. Lineage: Eukaryota; Fungi; Basidiomycota; Agaricomycetes; Polyporales; Phanerochaetaceae. The record is from RefSeq and is a predicted model, not a curated record. The coding region runs from base 1 to 813 and encodes 270 amino acids.
AUGAGCGACGCUGACCUGCGGACGUACGGCUUCCCCCCGGGAUACUUUAUCAUCAAGAAUGUAGCUACAGGCAGACUGCUGGACGUAGAGUCUGACCUGAUUGAAGAUGGCACGCCGCUCAUACUGUGGCCCGAGACAGAGACGUCUCUCGUGGAAGACAUGCGGAAGCCUGAAAGUAACAAUCAGGUGUUCUUCAUCGAUACCUCUGGCGCCCUAUGUUCGAGGUCGUCCGGGCAUGCGAUCGAUGUUGAGAGCGACCGCCCAGUGUUGCGCCACCGUCGUCCUGUGUCACACCCGUUCCCAAACGCAUAUUCUCAUCCACCACCCCGCUUCUCAUAUGACCCGGCGACACAGCUUAUCACAGUCGCAUUCGUGUUCGAUCCGAGCUACCCAUCCUCUGGGGACCGCGAAGCGGCGUUGAGCAUCUGGAGGGACAAAACGUACCUGCUGACCUCCAUCCCUCUGCGCAAGCCCCGCACACUGAUAGAUGACGCGUCUGAGCUACUCACAAGUGCUCUUUCUGUGCCGUUCUCGCUCUUCGGGCACACGGCGCCGACCAGUCCCCGUCCAGACCAGGUGUUCGACAGCGGCGACAUCGACCUGCGCGAGGACGAGAUUCUGGAGCAGGAGCGGUCCGAGGAGGGCGAGGUGGAUGACUCGCCCGAGAAAUGGCGUCAGGUACGCGUAAUCGGGAUUGCAAAGGAAGACGGGCAGAUUGCGGGUGAGGAGGCGAAGAAGAGGCGGCAGUGGAUAGUUGUUCCGUUGCGUGCGCACAAGACUCGCACUGCAGCUUCAGUCGAAAUUGCGCGGUGA